AAACAAAAUAAUAAUUAAUCAUCACCCGAAAAAAAAAAACCCAGAGAAACUUAAAGAUGAGAGACAUGCAAAUCUCUUCAACUCCAAUCUACAAAAAAAAAAAAAAAAUUAUCUUCUAAAUAAUCCAAAAUCUCUCUUUUGGUUCAAAAAUUUUUAAGCUUUUAUAAACUUUGGGGUUUUUUGAAUUUAUUUUUUCAACUAUGUUGUAUAUCAUCAAUCUACUUAGUUCAAGUUUAAGCAUGUAAAAAAAAAAGAAGCUAGAAUCUUUAUGUAAAAUUAUUUUUUUUCUGGUUUGUUUUUGGAUCAGUCAAAAUGAAUUCAAGUAGUGGAAAAUCAUAUAUGUCAACUGCUAGUUCGAGUGUUAUUUGGAAAGCUGGUGGAGAUGUAGUUGCUGAUCAGUUCCCUGCUGGUUUACGAGUUCUUGUUGUCGAUGAUGAUCCGACUUGUCUUAUGAUCUUAGAAAAGAUGUUAAAAGCUUGUCAAUAUAAUGUUACUAAAUGUAAUCGAGCCGAGACCGCAUUAUCGAUGCUAAGAGAGAACAGAAAUGGGUUCGAUAUCGUUAUCAGCGACGUUCAUAUGCCAGAUAUGGAUGGAUUUAAACUUCUUGAACAUAUUGGAUUAGAGAUGGAUCUGCCUGUUAUCAUGAUGUCUGCGGACGAUGGAAAAAAUGUUGUUAUGAAAGGUGUUACGCAUGGGGCCUGUGAUUACCUGAUCAAACCAGUUCGUAUCGAGGCGUUGAAGAACAUAUGGCAGCAUGUGGUUCGGAAGAGGAAGAAUGAGUGGAAGGACUUUGAGCAAUCGGGAAGUGUGGAAGAAGGAGAUCGGCAGCCAAAACAAUCCGAAGACGCAGAUUACUCAUCCUCAGCUAAUGAAGGGAAUUGGAAAAGCUCAAAACGGAGGAAGGAUGAUGAAGAUGAAAAUGAUGAGAGGGAUGAUACAUCAACGCUAAAGAAGCCGAGGGUUGUUUGGUCUGUUGAGCUCCAUCAACAGUUUGUUGCAGCAGUUAAUCAACUAGGCAUCGAAAAGGCUGUCCCGAAGAAAAUUUUGGAGUUGAUGAACGUUCCGGGACUUACUAGAGAAAAUGUUGCCAGCCACCUUCAGAAAUAUCGCUUGUAUCUUAGAAGGUUGAGUGGGGUAUCGCAACACCCGAGUAAUCUGAAUAAUUCUUUUAUGAAUCCCCAAGAUGCAACUUUUGGGCCACUUGAUCUUCAAGCUCUUGCUGCCACUGGUCAACUUCCCGCACAAAGUCUUGCCACACUUCAAGCAGCAGGGCUCGGUCGGUCAACUGCUAAAUCAGGCAUACCUAUGCCCCUCGUUGAUCAAAGAAACAUUUUUAGUUUCGAAAACCCAAAGUUAAGAUUUGGAGAAGCGCAGCAACAUGUGAACAAUAAUAAGCAAAUGAAUUUACUUCAUGGAAUUCCAACAACUAUGGAGCCAAAACAGCUUUCCGGCUUGCACCACACGGCACAAUCAAUGGGAAACAUGAAUAUGCCGGUCCUUUCCCACGGUUCACAAAGUAGCCAAAAUAAUCCGUUAUUGAUGCAGAUGGCUCAGCCACAGGCUAGAGGACAAAUGCUCAAUGAUUCCACUGUCGGUCUUGCUCCGAGACUUCUUUCACCAAUGGGGCAGCCCAUGUUAUCCAAUGGAAUGGCUACGAAUGUCUCUACAAGAAAUGGGGUUCCGGAAAAUAUCCGAGCCCCUAGUUAUAAUCCAGUUUCUCAGACCUCUUCAAUGUUGAACUUCCCCAUGAAUCACACUUCAGAACUACCUGGUAACAGUUUCCCUCUUGUAAGUACUCCGGGGAUUUCUAGUCUAGCACCCAAAGUGGCUUUUCAGGAAGAUGUUAACUCAGAAAUCAAAGGAUCAGUGGGUUUUAUGCCAAGUUACGAUAUAUUUAAUGACUUGAAUCAGCAUAAACCCCAAAACUGGGAACUACAGAACGUAGGCAUGAUGUUCAAUACCUCUCAGCAUUCGAACUCUCUUCAAGGUAACCUUGAUCACACACAAUCGGUUUUAGUUCAACAAGGAUUCUCGACUGGACAGAACAGGAAUUCAACUGUCAUAAGUAAGGCAAUGUUCUCAGCCGGAGAUAGUACUGGCCAUGUGAACGCUCAAAACGGUAAUCAACAUCUCAACUCCCUCUUUGUUGACAAUACAGUAAGGGUCAAAUCCGAGAGAGUUGCUGAUGCAGCCCCUGCCAAUCUAUACCCUGAUCACUUCGGACAAGAGGAUCUCAUGAGUGCUCUUUUGAAACAGCAAGACGUCAUCGCACCAGCUGAAAACAACGAUUUCGAUUUCGAUGGAUAUUCCAUAGAUAAUAUUCCAGUUUAACAGGACCGGCUAAACAGGUAUCUGUUACCAUUUGGACCGACAAUUACAAUGCUUGUAAGAUAUUUCUGCACGAUAAUGCAAAGGCGAUCGUGCAAAUUUUUGAUUGUUUUUUCUGUAACGAAAUCGGGCAGGCCAAAAAACACUAAUUUUUAGGGUCUUUUUUCAAGUUGGUGAAGCAUAUUGUUUUUCUAGUCAUCAGCAAGAUCAUAGGAGACUUAUUUUCUAACUCUAAAUAACAGAUGAAAUUUGAUCUUCUAUUUUGGUUUUGUUUUUAUUGUUAUUCUGUUUUUGUGGAGGAAUUGACUGUUAUGUAUAUACACCAUUUGAUUGCUCUACAUAUAA
Gossypium arboreum is the source of this 2673-nucleotide messenger RNA. RefSeq names its product two-component response regulator ARR2-like. The record is from RefSeq and is a predicted model, not a curated record. Gene Ontology annotation, molecular function: DNA binding; DNA-binding transcription factor activity. The transcript is spliced from 6 exons. NCBI's taxonomy places the organism in Eukaryota, Viridiplantae, Streptophyta, Magnoliopsida, Malvales, Malvaceae. Bases 313 to 2331 code for a protein of 672 amino acids. Gene Ontology annotation, biological process: phosphorelay signal transduction system; cytokinin-activated signaling pathway.